Molecule: messenger RNA, 2239 nt
Organism: Amphiprion ocellaris (clown anemonefish)
Lineage: Eukaryota; Metazoa; Chordata; Actinopteri; Pomacentridae
Gene: rbm39b
Product: RNA binding motif protein 39b
Exons: 15
Coding region: 222-1715 (497 amino acids)
Biological process (GO): mRNA processing
Cellular component (GO): nucleus
Molecular function (GO): RNA binding
Source: RefSeq, a predicted model, not a curated record
AAGAAGGAGGAAGGAGACCGUUUUGAUAACAGGCCGCGACCUGCUACGUAUAGCUGCAAUAGUUGGGGGGAAAAAGGUUACAUAACUUCGAAAAUAGUGAUUUCAUCUUAGCGUUCUGUGAUCUUCAAACAAAGAAGCGUCGAGACGAAGCUCUUCUGCAGCAUAUUUUCCGCGAUAUUUUGACUUUGGCACACCAUUUCAUCCAUUUUAGACGGCACAAUAUGGCUGACGAUUUUGACGUUGAGGCCAUGCUGGAGGCUCCAUAUCGAAAGGAUGAGAACAAAUCUUCUCAUGCAAACGGACACGAUGAUCAGAGCAAGAAGAAAAGGAGGAGCCGAAGCAAAAGCCGGAGCCCUGGCUCUAGGAAGAGGAGAAGCAGAAGCAAAGACAAAAAGAAGGGUAAGAAGAGGAGCAAGAGCCGAGAAAGGAAACGAAGCCGCAGCAGAGAACGACAUCGCAGCCGCUCUCGAAGCAAGGAUCGAUCUGGACGGUACAGAGCACGCAGGAGUCCCAUCCGGAAACGUUCCAAAAGUCGAAGCCCCUUCAAAAAAGAAAAGAGUCCCAUCAGGCAACCAAUUGACAAUCUAACACCAGAGGAAAGAGACGCUCGUACAGUUUUCUGUAUGCAGCUUGCUGCAAGAAUCAGAGCACGAGACCUGGAAGAUUUCUUUUCAGCUGUUGGAAAGGUCAGAGAUGUGAGAAUGAUCUCGGACAGAAACUCUCGCAGAUCAAAGGGCAUUGCUUACAUAGAGUUUGUGGAGGCCUCUUCUGUACCACUGGCAAUUGGAUUGACCGGCCAGAGGCUUUUAGGAGUGCCCAUCAUCGUCCAGGCAUCUCAGGCAGAGAAAAACAGAGCGGCUGCUGCUGCCAACAACCUACAGAAGGGCAGUUCAGGUCCGAUGCGGCUGUAUGUUGGGUCACUGCACUUCAACAUCACUGAAGAAAUGCUUCGAGGGAUCUUUGAGCCGUUUGGGAAGAUUGAAGGAAUCCAGCUCAUGAUGGACAGUGAAACUGGACGAUCCAAAGGAUAUGGCUUCAUAUCGUUUGCAGACGCAGAAUGUGCAAAAAAGGCACUGGAGCAACUGAAUGGCUUUGAGCUUGCUGGACGUCCAAUGAAGGUGGGGCAUGUUACAGAGCGCUCAGACUCAUCGACAGCCAGCUCGUUCCUGGAUAAUGAUGAGCUUGAGAGAACCGGCAUCGACCUUGGCACCACAGGACGUCUACAGCUUAUGGCUCGACUAGCAGAAGGAACUGGUCUGAAGAUUCCUCCUGCUGCUCAACAGGCUCUACAGAUGACUGGGUCCAUACCUUUUGGGAACAUUGCUGCUCCAGCAGUUCCAGCUCCCGCUCCAAGCCAAGCUUUGAACCUGCCAUCGCAGCCUCUGGCCACGCACUGCCUCCAGCUGUCCAACCUGUUCAACCCACAAGCAGAAAAUGAUCCAAGCUGGGCUUCUGAAAUCCAAGACGACGUGAUUGAAGAGUGCAACAAACACGGAGGAAUCGUUCACAUCUAUGUUGAUAAGAACUCUGCUCAAGGAAAUGUGUAUGUGAAGUGUCCCUCAAUACCAGCAGCGAUGGCCACUGUUAAUGCACUUCAUGGACGCUGGUUUGCAGGAAAAAUGAUAACAGCUGCCUACGUUCCUUUACCAACCUACCACAACCUUUUCCCUGAUUCAGUAACAGCAAAGCAGCUUCUAAUGCCGGCACGUCGAUAGUCUGAGACAUGCUUAUGAAAGUCAGUGUAAAUACAUUUGUUUGCAUUCAUGAAAAUGUCAUCGAAAAAGGCGCAUUGAAAUUAGUUGGCUGUGUGUAAUAAAAGUGGCCUCAAGUUUGCAUUCAUCAUCGAAAGUUAGGGUUUUUUUUAGUUGCUUUUCAAAUUUUGUGGGUUUGUGUUGUAAACUACCACCAAGGAGUAAUCUGCAGGUAUCUAUUGGUCUGUAUGUUUUUAAAUAUUUCUGUCUUAUCUGCUUGUUUAAAUCAACAGUUUUAGAUUUAAAACAAAUUGCAAAGAGUUACAAAAUAUGUUGGGUUAAUAGGCCUUAAAUGCCAAAAGUAUAUCAAUGUCAACAAUAAUCCUUUGUAACUUUAUACAGCCAUAAUUUCAUUUUUGUAUGAAGGCUCCCAAUAAACUUGGAAAAUUUGACAAAUGAUUUGGUUUUUGUUACCAUUUGGGUAGUUUGUCAAUCCAAGGUUUAAUUUAAAAUGAAUCUGUGAUUAAAGUCUUAAUUACAGCAUUGGA